This is a messenger RNA of Penicillium brasilianum, 949 nucleotides long. NCBI's taxonomy places the organism in Eukaryota, Fungi, Ascomycota, Eurotiomycetes, Eurotiales, Aspergillaceae. The record is from the annotation of a GenBank genome assembly.
CUCUCCGUUUAUCAAGAAACCCACUUUUAUUUGCACUCAACAUGGCGCGCGCGGCCGCCCCCACACAAAUGAUCGUCCUCCCCAUCAAGGAGGAGAUCCAGAUUGACACGCCUUCCACUCCAGCUGGUCAAGUCUGGUCUCAGAUUCUGAACGUACUAGAGAAUUGGAGUGGAUUCCGCCGGCUGUACUGGGGACGACACGUGGAAAAGCCGGGAGAGGUCCAUCUACAUAUCGUCCGCGAUUCGCUCCACCAGCAUUAUGCUCUCCUGGCUUCACCAGAAUGGCAGCGACUCACGGCCAGUCUGGGCGCGCUGGGCGUACCAGGUGCCACGUCGCUGAUCGUGCGGCAUGCGAUGAUGUCCGAGUUCACUCCUCAGCCCAAGAGCCUGGGCAACGGUGCGCCCGUCACGGGGACGGCCAUCUACCUCACCCCUGACCCGGCCGGGUGGGAAGCAACGUGGGCGCUAUGGACGACGAUCGUGCCGAAGGUACCUGGAUGUCUCGGGGUCACCGGGGGAUGGAUGGUGGAGCCGAUGGAGGAGUCGCUGUGUUAUGUGGUGUAUGUGGGAUGGGAGAGCGUGGAAAUGCAUGACGCGUAUCAUCAUACGAAGGACUUCCGCCAACGGGUGGUGAUUCUGCGCGAGAACAACCAAGGGUAUCGCGAGUACGGGCACGUUGCAUUUAGGCACUCGCGUACUCGGCGUCCGGCCAAUCUGUGAGGUGCCGAGCUUGUUUUCUUUGUCACUGACGGAGCUAAAGUAGGGACCUGAUCUAUCUAUGCGGUAUACGGGAACUGCCCUAUCGUGAUGAUUUCUAGCUCCCGAAAGUACCGAGUCGUCAGCACUAGAAUGAUUAGGCCCAAAGGGAGAUCGUCUGAUGUCUUAGUCUCAGCCCGUACUCCGUAGAAUAAGGCUGAUGGCUGAUCCUAUCAUCAGCUAAGAGAUACAUA